Amphimedon queenslandica is the source of this 1594-nucleotide messenger RNA. RefSeq names its product TBC1 domain family member 30-like. Gene Ontology annotation, cellular component: endoplasmic reticulum. Lineage: Eukaryota; Metazoa; Porifera; Demospongiae; Haplosclerida; Niphatidae. The coding region runs from base 60 to 1544 and encodes 494 amino acids. The transcript has 11 exons. The record is from RefSeq and is a predicted model, not a curated record.
CAAUGGAUUGUCUCCUCUACCUUUUCAGAUGAAUCAUGUGAAGAACCACUGUAGGAGAUAUGGAUCUGAACAAGGAGACACUACAUAAAUUAGAUUUGUCCCGAUUGAGUGCCAUUGUCUUUCAGUUGCAAUCAGAUAUUGGUAAAGCUUCGAGGCAGUUAGUUCAUUGUUUAGUGGAAAAAGAUGAAAAAUUAAGAUUACUGGCUGAGAAAGAGGAUCGUGUUACUUUGUUGUUAAUAAAUUAUGCAUCUCAAAAUGGCCUUGAUACAAACUUAAAUUUUAAAAUAUCUGCUCCUAGUAGCUUCAGUGAAUCUGCUUACAAAAAGUGGCUACAAGCAUGGGCUGUUGUAUCGAGAAUAAAGCGUGGCAUACCAAAACCUUUUAGGAAGAGAGUUUGGAAUGUUAUCACAACCCAUAGCAUUCGGUCACUAAAUAUAAACUUUGCGGUAUUGUUUAGGGAGGAUAGAAGUGCUAAAGACCAGGAGUGGUUGAGGCUUAUCAACAAGGUAUCUUCGUCUAAAUUGAAAUCAAAGUAUGUUACAUGCAAAUCAGUGGAACGUAUAUUGCUUGCUUAUUCUCGUCAUAACCUUUCUGCUGAAUUUACCUCUGAGCUAUUCAUAUUGUCUUCUCUGAUACUCAAGAUCACCCAAGGAAAUGAGUUAAUUGCUGUAAAGGUAUUAAUAUGUCUGAUGGACAUUAUGUUACCUCCAGCAUAUUUCACACAAGAACUACGUACUUUACAUGUUGAGUUAGUGGUAUUAAAUGACUUGCUUUCAUACUUCUUUCCAAAGUUGUCUUCUCAUUUACAUCAGCUUCAGGCUGCUAAUUCUUCCCGUGUGUGUAAAUCAUAUUCAUCAAGCCAUCCUCCAACUUUUAAAGACUCAUUAGCAUUUGAACCACCAUUAACCAAUAUCUUUGUAUUACGAUGGUUUCUCAAUAUGUUUACAAACACUCUGUCAUGGAAAGCUUUGCGUCGCCUUUUUGAUGCUGUUAUUGUUUGUGGAGCAGAUAUGUUCCUUUAUGCUGCAGUUUCAAUAUGGGGUGCUUUUGAAAAAGAGCUAUUGGCAGUAGAUAAUGUGUCUGACUAUUAUGAAAAGGUGGAAGAACUAGAAGAUAGAUUAAAGAAUACAAAAUUAUUGUCUUCUACAGAAUUCAUUCAGAUGGUUUAUUGUGCACAUGAAAUAGCUCAAAGUAAUCCUGAAAUACCAUCUAUCGAUGAACUAAGACACAAAAACACUCCCUUGUCUCCUCAGCCUGUAGCUGUGCAGAAGAUAUCUUGUCCUUCACCCUCUCAAGAUGAACUGAUUCAGUUAGAUAGCACUAAAGUGACUAAAACAUUAGAACUCAAUAUUGUGACAUCUCCUUCUCAAGCAGUAAUAGCUGCCAAAGCAGAAUGUCCACAGACUAUUAAAAAGACUUAUUUAUAUGCAAAUGCUUAUGCUGCAGACAUACCAAAUGAUGUACUAGCACUGUAUUCUUUAAACAUUUCUGAGCCACACUUUAAUAUGCUCAGAGAAGGAACAUUAUAUACUAUUGAUAUGUAAAUAAUUAUUUUACAAUUUUUACACUUGAAAAGCAAAUUUAAGUCCAACAA